Molecule: messenger RNA, 5074 nt
Organism: Monosiga brevicollis MX1
Lineage: Eukaryota; Choanoflagellata; Craspedida; Salpingoecidae
Exons: 25
Biological process (GO): rRNA processing
Cellular component (GO): small-subunit processome; nucleolus
Molecular function (GO): RNA binding
Source: RefSeq, a predicted model, not a curated record
AUGUGUGCUCACGCCUUCUGGUCCUGGUCGCUUUCACCGGAUACCGGCUCCUCCACGCAGACGGAUAGUGUUGAGCCUCAAUCCAAGCGCGCCAAGGGUCGCUCGGGCAAGCCGAAUGGCAAGGGCAGUAAAGCUGGCACACCAAAGGCUUCUCGUUCCCGCAAGACUUCAGAAAGCACAACCAGUGCAUCGGGCACGGCCAGUCUGGUCGAGCCGCUCACCGGCAAGCGCAUCGUCGUUGGUCAGCUCUUGAUGGGUUGCGUCAAGUCGGUUGCCGACUUUGCCGUGCAGAUUAGCCUUCCCCAUGGUUUGCAGGGCACGCUGCAACUGAGCGACGUCUCGCCGCACUACGUUGCCUAUCUUCGUGGCAAGGCCGCUGACGCCGAAGAUGCCGAAGCCGCCAGUGCUUCAGAGGAUGAAGAGUCAGAGCAGGAGCAGGAGCAGGAACAGCAGGCCAAUCAAAGUAGCCAGGCUUCCGACGAGAUUGUUGUCUCCAUGUCACGGCUCUUUCAUGUCGGGCAACAGCUUGUCUGUGCUGUCAAAGCCAAAGAGGACAAACGCUUGCUGCUUACGACAGACCCACGCCUGAUCCAUGCCAACUUGGAUGUGGAUGAUAUCUUGCAAAAGGCGCAUCGCUCGCAAACCCCUCAACUACUCUCACUGACACUCAUGGAUUCGCGCCAUUGGUCCCCUCCGUGCGCUCACUGUCAGGGGCGCCUGCUACCGGCUUGCGUGCAAAGCGUUGAAGAUCACGGUUAUGUCGUGGAUCUUGGCAUUGACGGGGCUCAAGGCUUCCUGCCUACCAAGGCUGCCAAGUUGCACGUCAAGCAGCUUGGCCGUAAUCUUGUCCCCGGUGAACCCCUGUUCUGCGUCACAACUGGCACCACGGCUGGCUCCACUCGCGUCGUCCAAGUCUCAAUCAACAUUUCCAAGCUGCGCACCGCUGAGCUCUCAACCAAUGAGGCAGUCAUGUCCACACUUCGUCCUGGUCUCCAAGUGCGCGGCAAGGUGCAACAGGUUCACGCCAAGGGCUUGGUGCUGCAAAGCGGCGGCUUCUCCAUUGGCAUUCAUCAUGUGCACUUUGAUCAAUUGCCAACUGAAAAGAAGACUACGGAACAGCUCUACACGGUGGGCCAGACCCUGACGGCUCGCGUCAUUUUCAUCGAUCUCGCCAACAAGGUCAUUUUGGCUUCCUUGCGUCAGCCACAUUUGCAAAUCGACGACUGCACAUUGCCUCUACCCAUUGGGACUCGCUUGCCUUCCUGCCACGUGCGCUUUGUGGAUCAAGCUUUUGGUGUUUUGGCCGCCGGCCAGCCUGCACCAGGCCAUGCUCGUGGCGUACCAGCCGAGGAAGAUACCCCUGAAGUGCUGGGGUUUGCCCACAUCUCGCGCCUGCUUGAAGAGCAUGUGGAGACAGUGCCCAAGUCCUUCCGCCGUGGGACGGCGCACGAGGGACGUGUCGUGGCCCAGCAGCCUUUUGACGGCAUCUACUCCUUCUCUUUCGCACCAAAGGAUUUGAAGGUCCCUUUUCUCGCAGCUGAGAGCAUUGAAGUUGGCCUUCUCGUGCAGGGUUCGGUACUCUCGCUCAUCCCUUCAGGCAUGGUGAUUGAGUUGGCGUCGGGCAUUCAAGCUCGCGUUCCCUCGGAACACCUUGCCGAUGUCAUGCUCACGCACCCGGAGAAAAAAUUCAAAGCUGGCGACAAGGUCAAGGGUCGUGUGUUGUCCAAUGAGAAACUCAAGGGCUCUAAGCAUCGUAUUAAAGUGACUCUGAAGAAGACGCUUGUGCGCUCUGAUCUUCCCAUUAUCAAAAACAUGCACGAUGCGCAACCGGGCAUGCGUACCCAUGGUUGCAUCAGCAAGGUGAUGGACAAGGGCUGCAUUGUCAGCUUUUACAAUCAAGCACGUCGCCUAAGUGCACUGCCGCUUUUUCAGAACAAUGCCAUUUUAGCGAAUCGUGGGUGUAAAUUCAUGGUCGUCGAGUGUGGUGUGCUCAAUUGCGACCCUCAAGAAAAUUCGCUCAUCCUGACCUUUCGUGCGGCCAAAACCUCCGUCGCCGACCGCGGUGCUCGCGACGCGCAACUGAAACGCAUUGAAGCGGGCUCACUCGAGGCAGUUGAGGUUGUCGCUGUCGCCGAGGACAUGCUGACCGUGAAAUUCGUGGAGUCACCCUUGGUACAGACUGAACUUCGUGCUGGCCAUCUCACUGACCACCCAAGCCUUGCCACUGCCUUGUGCCGUACAUACAAGAAGGGCGACAAGCUGGAAGCAGUCGUGCUUGAAAAGCGAGGCCGCCGCGUCACCAUCUCCUGCAAGCCUCAGCUCAAGGCUCAAACAAAGGUCGAGAGUUUGCCAAAGGAGCUUGAUGAUUUGAAACUAGGCCAGGUCUUCCCUGCCUACAUCCGCUCUGUUCUGGACUAUGGCUGCUUUAUCGGUACAAUUCACGGUCUAAGUGGAUUGGUUCCUCUGCGCCAACUGGCCAAGCGAUACGUGGACAAUCCCAAGGCCUUUUUCCAUCCUGAUCAAACAGUUCUUGUCGCUGUCUCUGAGAUUAACAAGGAACAGAAUCGUGCUGUUUUUUCAAUGAAGGAGGAUGUCAUCGGUGCCGUUGCCGUGGUCCCAUACAUGCAGUCACUGGCCAAAGACAUGGCGCGCUUCGCGGGUAUCAAAGACUCGCCUGGUCGCCGUGCCGCCCCCUAUCAUCAUGGCCAGGCCAUAUCUGUGCUGAUUCAGGAGAUCAAGCCCUUUGGCGUUGUUGGCACGACCAAAGACGGCGUGCCCAUCUUUGUGACCAAAGAGCAGCGUCAAGGCAUCGAGUGCGAGGUCGGCGUUGAGUUGCCAGGUCGCGUCUUGGAUAUUGACUACGAGAAGGGCGUGCUAGAUGUCACGCUCAAGCCCGAGCUCGUGUCCGCCAGCUCGGACAAUGGCAAGGACUCGAAAACGGGCAAGGGCAAGCGGAGUCAUCCUACCAAGCUUCCAUUCGCCAAGAAGGAGGAGGUGCAAGGGCGAGUCGAACUGGUCAAGGUGACGCACGCCGUCGUGUCUGGUCCCGAGCGCACUCUGCUUUAUUGCCCGACACAAACGUACAAUGACCGCCGCGAGCCGUUCAAGCGCUUUGUCGCUGGCAGCAAGGCCACUGUCACCGUCCUGUCCGUGGGCAACCCUGAAUUUGUCGUUGGCCAGGCCACCGUGCAAUGGGCCUCUCAGCGGAGCCAACUGGCUCUACUACCUCUUUACUUACAUUUCUGCAUGCUCAUUGUGCGUGACUGCUUCUAUGGCUGGAAGCAGGAGAGUGAGCCGACAACGAGCGAGCUGGCAGUAGGCCAAGUUGUCGAGGCAGAAGUGACCAAGGCCGGCCAGACGCAGCUGCAACUGCGUCUGCCCGAGAAGCGAUCAGGUCGCGUUUUGGCAACCGAGGUGCUGGAUGAGAAUGACACUUCGGCCCAGCCCUUUAAAGCCUACCACAAGGGCGAUAAGAUUCAAGUUCGCAUCCUGGGCUUCCGGGAUCAAAAGACGCGGCGUUUCAUGCCCAUUACCCAAAAGUUUCUCAAGCGCCACGUCGCCGAGUGCUCCCUCAAACCAUCCGUUCUGGCCGCCAAGGAGUUGCCACCGAUGCUCGAGCGUGAAGCCGUGGAGGUUGGUCAGGAGCGGUGGGGCGUCGUGUCGGAAGUGGGCGAGCGCUGCCUUUGGGUUCUGCUCGCGCCAAACGUGCGCGGGCGCAUCAACCUUGUCAAUCUGGGUGCGGCUGCCACUGACCCAAAAGCGCUGAAAAAGCAGUUUGGCAUUGGUAUGCGGCACAAAUUUCGCAUCAUCAUCAUGAGCGAGAAGCUCCUCGAACUCGAACUGGCGAGCGAAUCAAGCCAAGAAAUUCAUGUUGGCAGUGUUGUGUCUGCUUCUCUCAAGCGCAUUGUCAACCGCUUUGGCAUCAUGCAUUUGGGCCACGGCCGAUUUGGUGCCGUUGACAUCACGGACGUUGACGACAAGCUUCAUGCCGAGCCUUUCAAAACUCUAGACCGCUCCAAGGUGUAUCGUGCGGUGGUCAUUGGUGGUGAGAACUUGGCAGCCACGGGCAACAUGGGCUCAGCUAUCGGGGACAUUCGGUUGUCUUUGCGCCCCUCGGAGGUGGAGGGCGACGCCGCAACGAAGGCAUCCGUGCUGCGCAUGGAAGAUGUCGACACCGAUCAAGUGCACCGCGGCGUGGUGUGCAACGCCACGGACGAAGGCGUUUUUGUCGCUCUUAGCCGAAAUGUAACGGCCCGUGUGCAAAUCGCCAAUCUCAGCGAUCUGUUCGUGCGCGACAUCAAAAAGGCUUUUAAGGUUGGCACGCUGGUCCAGGGCCGAAUCAUGGCGAAGACGGAUGGUCGUCUUGAAAUGUCUUUGAAGAAGUCGGAUGUCGAUCCUUCGGGCACAACUUUGCUUCGAAUUGACACGUUGGAACAAGGGCAACACGUGACGGGCGUCAUCAAGCGUGUCGAAUCCUAUGGCGUCUUCAUUGUGAUUGAUGACUCUGCCAACCUCACGGGCAUGGCUCACAUCUCAGAGUGUGCAGAUCAACGUAUCGAGGAUUUGAACAAGCUAUAUUCUGCUGGUGAUGCGGUCAAGGCUGUGGUUUUGAAGGUGGACGUGGACAAGAAGCGGAUAUCUCUGGGCAUCAAGCCGUCAUACUUUGAUGAUGCCGGCUUGCCCCAGGCCAUGGACGAGUCAGCAGAUGAGGCAUCCGCAGCUGAUGGUGACGCGAGCGGCGACGAGAGUGACGCAGAUGCUGACGAUGUGCUGGACACGGACGCCGUGGCCCUGCAGGAACGGGGCGCUGAUGCUUCGUCGGAUGAGGAGGACGAGGAGGCUGAGGACGAUGACGGCGAUAGCGACAGUGACGAGGAGAGUGAUGCCGAAGGCGGAGGUGCCUUUGCAUCAGCAUCGACCGCUCUCCGCGACGCCGGUGAUGCUCUUGGCACGAGCACCACUUCAGCCAACCCAUUUCAGCUGAUGUCUCAGUCUCUCUUGUGGGGCUCAACGACGGGGGGUGCCGGUGCCGGCGUGGAGUCAAGCAGUGAGGAUGAGGAUGACGAGGAUGAUG